AACGUGUAGAUGUGGCACUGAGCGACAUGAUUUAAGGGGGCAUGGUGGGGAUGGGUCUUUUCCAACCUUAAUGAGACUAUGAUUCUAAGUUUAAAGUCAAGAUAAAUUCCAUCAUCCAACGCACUAAUUAAAAUAAUCAAUCUUAGCAGACAGAUCAGAUCUUUUAAUUUGUUAUACCUUCCUAUUGUCUGGAAAAUAUCCACAGUUACAUUUUGGGAAUUGCUGUUCAAUCACGCACUCCUCUCGUGUUAAUUCCAAUUGGAACCUUAUUUGCUUUUAUGAGGAUGGUGUUCAGUGCAAUGACAAAAGCCCUACUAAAGUCCAAACGUUUCAUCUGUUUCUUUCAGCACUUCCUAAGUCAAUUAUCUCUGCAAAGAAAUAAAUUAGGUUACUAUGACAUGAUUUGUUCUGGACAAAUGCGCAUUGCCUGUUUCUCAUCACUUUAUUGUUAUUUGGUUGCUUGUCUGCUGAUUACUGAACAGGUUGUUUCAUUAUCUUUCCAGAUAACAUGGAACCUGGCUGAUUUAUAUCUCUUCCCUCAGCCCUGUUGCUAAAGUAGCCUGUUUGCUCUUUUCAUGUCCACCUGGAUCUCACUCUUGAAUGACAGCAUGUGUUUUGGAAGAAAUAAUGUGUACACGUAGAGACAGGAUGCUGAUCCAGACAGAUCAUGGGGCAGGAUUGGUGGGAGAGUUCUUAUAUGUGCCACAGCACACUGGUGUCAGAGAACAGGGUGUCUUGAAGUUGACAGCUGGGCUCAAUGUAAUGAGUCCACAUUGCCUUGCAAACCAUGGCAACGAGGCAGUCUUUGGAGGCCAGGAACACCAUCAUGGGUAUCACACAGCUGUAGCUGGAGGACAGGCAGUGCCCAGAACCAGAGCCAUGGUGUAAUUACAGCACCCACGGGAAGGCAGAGGCCAGCCCUCUCUGAGGCCUCCCUGCAGCGCUGCCUCCAGGGUCACUACAGCAAAGCAGGGCAGCCCCAGGCUGCACUAUCUCUGCUUUGGCACCAAGCUUGGGGUGUCAGGCCUCUAGGAGAGGGCAUGCUCUCAGGGCCCUUUCGUCUGGAGGUGCUGCUGGGCCACAUAUCUACUCACAUAAUCCUUUCUCCCAACUUAGCAAAGACCAAAGGGUUGUGAGUGUCUUAGGGAGAAGGAGGUACUCCAGUGAAGCAGAGGCUCACAAGAGAGUCAUUGCUGGUUGGUGUGUUUUUGUUUCUUUGUUUUGCCAUAGCAAAAGUCUCAAUGCUUUGGGAGAAAAACAAAAAACAAAACAAAACUGUAAGGAAGCGGCAUUUCUCCUCGUAACCAGUCCUGCCAAACAGCCAGGACAGGGGAAAGAUCUCAAUUCCAAAGGAAUUUCCCCAAACCAUGCCAUUUUAGAAAGAGAAAGAUUUUAAAUAUAUAACCAACCAAACUGGUUGGAAACUUGAGGGUCUUAAAUCACUGGUUUCUGUGUAUGUAGUCGCCGUUUCAUAAGCUCCACUAUGAGCAAAUAGAUGCUGUAGGUAUUCAGCUGGCUUCUGCUGAGAUAAUGGAUCAUUUUCAGACACUGUUGUAAAUGCAGUGUGAAGAAAAACAAGGACAGGCUUCUAAGACAUCUGAUAGAAUAUCAUAGAAUAUCACAAGUUGGAUGGGAUUGGAUGGGAUGUACAAAGAUCUUUGAGUCCAAAGCACACUAGGAGCACAGAGAUCUGCUCCCCAUUCUUAUAUAGUAGCUGAAUGAGGAGUGUCUCUGUGAGCUUACAUGAGGUAUUUAGCAGUUACACUUACAUGUAAUCAAUAAUAGCAGAGAGAUUUAUGAGCUUUCAGAGUACAUGUUAUGUUGAUCUAAUUGUGCUGUGAUCACUUUCCUCUCUUUUCAAUAUUCCUUGUUCUUCCAGACAUUUUUAAGCCACACUACUUCAGAAUUCCAGAUGUGUCUUUAAUUUAUGUUUUUGUGUUACAGAUUUUCAAAAUUAACAAAGAGUAACCAAUCCAGUACAUUGCCUUAUACAUAUGCCUAGGAUUAGAGGUUUCUUUUACUAUAGACUUAAGCUUCAGGUUGCAUAUGGAAAUUGAAUUUCAGGUGCAGCCUCCUGCAUAAAAAACACCCCAGGCACAUUUGCAGCACUUCAGCAAAGGCAAUUGCUGCUAGUAUUUUGCUAUCACUCUUUUGCUCCCUUUGUAAUUUCCCUCUUUUUCUUCUUGUGUUGGAUGCCAAGCAAUUCCUUUCCUCAGCACGUUCAACGUUGCUAUCUGCAUCUUCACAAAAGGAUUGGUGAAGCUGGAAUUAGACGGAUGAGGACUCGGCACCAUCAGAUCUUGGUGAAAGCGAAUUUCUUUUUAAUUAAGGAAGUAUUUUUGACUGAAAAGCUGAUAAACCCUACAUCUUCACUUUCCACACCCAACAGACACAAUAUUAAGCUCACAUUGGAACAUAAAAUGUUAACUCCAACCCUUCAAAAUAAUUUAUGUCACUACCGAUGUGACCCAGGGAAGCAGAUCACAGAAUCAUAAAAUGUCUUAGGUUGGAAGGGACCUUAAAGAUCCUCUUGUUCCAACCCCCUUCCGUGGCAUAUUUGUGGGGCAAGUCUAUAGGAAAUGCUCUGCACUCGGUCAUAAGGUAAAUAAAUGGGUGUUAACAGCUGGUUACUUUGUGGGAGUUGGACAUUCCUUGGGUAGGGAGGUGCACGCUUCCUUGGUGGCACCGCUAGUGAGAUUUGUUUGUUAAAACACAACCAGCUGCCACUCCUUAACGUCACGUUUCCUUCGUUUAAGAGCUUGUGUGAUGUUCUGCUCUUAAUUACCUCUUUAUUAUCUUAAUUAAGAUUUGAAAUACAUCUGGAAACUUCCAAGUCUCUCUGACAGAGGCACCGCAAGUUGUCCUGGGGUGGCGUUUGUACUGAAGAAAGAUGAUAACGGCAUAAAUGAGCAGGAUUGGGGCGAGAGAGGAAAGAGGUGGUCCAGCCGCUCCCUCAGGGGCAUCCCCUCGUGCCCGUCGGGGGCUUUCCUCAUAGAAAACCCAGCGCAGAGGGAGACGGCGCCAUGAGGCGCGGGUGAGCCAGGAGACGAAGAAGCAGAAUCGGAGGUAACGAAGAUGAGUUUUCGACGGAGGUCGCCGAGAUUCACGGCGCAGCCCUAAGAGGAGCCGGCGGUGGCGCGAGGCGGGGCCAGCCGCCGCCACGUUCCACCCCUCGGGGCGCGGCGAACGGCUCCGUCCCUGUGGCAACGGAGAGAAGCGCGCGCGCGGCCCGCUCGAGCCGCCGGCGGGGCGGCCAUGUCGCUGCUGAGCGGACCCCGAGCGCGGCUCCGCGGCGCUGCCAGGAAGGGUCCGAGGAAAGCGACGGCGGCCAAGCGGGAUUGGGACAGUACUGUCCAUGAUUUGACGGUUCACCGUGCGACUCCCGAGGAUAUCCUGCGUCGCCAUGAAAUACACAAAUCCAAAAACAAAGCACUGGCACAUCUGGAACUGCAAGAGAAGGCACUGAGAAGAAAAUGGAAGAAGCAGAAACAGCUAGCCCCUGAUUCUUUGGAGAAAAGGAAAUUGGCCCUGAUGCAUGAGAUUCUCUCUGAACAAUAUGAUUUGCAAGAUGUAUUGAAGCGGUCUGAUCAAGUUAUGGCUGUGGUAAAAGACUUGUUUGGGAAUGCCCCUCGCAUGCGAACAGGUUUCCCUAAUGUAACAAUGGCUCCUAACUGUGACUUAGAAUCAUCUCAGGAACCCAUUGUACGAAAAUGGGAACCUCCCACUCAGCUUUCCAUCCUUAGUGAAUCUGUCAUGGAUUCCCAGGUAAUUAAUUUAUAUGUAUGUUCCAUGUUUCUUGUUUAUACAAAAAGUGAAAUGCAACUGCAUGAGAAAGAGAUGAUGAGGCAACAUCAUGAAGAGACGUUGAAUGAGCACAGAGAACUAAUUGAUGCUCUGACUGCUGAAAUACUUCUAGUAAGGGAAGAAAAUGUUGCUAUACAGAAAAAGCUUCAGCAGUACAUGAUUGAAACAGAUGAAAAGAUGACCUCUCUCACACAAGCAUUUAAGGGCCUCCCUUUGGUAGAACCUAGAAGAGAAGAAAGUCCAAGCCAUUUUGGAAUUGCACACAGAAGUCCAUCAUGCACCCAAGAAAAACCUGAUCUGAGCUAUUUUGAAUCCAGGACUGAUGAAGGCAAAAGGAAGACUAUACUGAGAUUCCCUCAGGAAGAACACCCUGCCAAGACUCCUCAGAGGCCGUGUGCCCCAGGUGAUGAGGCAGCAGGUAGAAGCUUGCCAGCUCAGGUCUUCCAGCCAGCUGUACUGUUGUCACCACCCCGACAGAAGAACAGUCCGGAAUUGUCUCCCCACCAGAACAUAUUUACAACAAUUUCUCAGCCUGCUGAAAACACUGAGAGAGAACCAUGCAAGGAGAGGAGCUCACCUUCCCCCUUGAAAACAUGGAGCGUGACUGAGGAAAACUGUCUCAUGUCUCAAAGGCAACCAAUUCCUCCUGCAGACAAAGACUUGCAGAAUUCCCAAGAGAAAAUCAGUUUGUCCUGUCCUGGUGCCACUACCAAAAACGACACAGUUGGAGAAUUCUCUCAAAGCAGUGAUCUGCUGGGACAGAUAGCUGAGCUCACACAACAGAACUCGCUAAUUAAAGCUCAGCUGAGCAAAUUCAGAAGCUUCUCUGAAGACGUAAGUGACUGUCUGCCUCAGCCAGACCCAAUGCAAAAUUCAAAUUCUUGUCCAGACUCUUCACAAGGGCAGACUCAUCUUGUGGUACCGAAGAGCUUGGAGGAAAGAAUAGCAGAGCUGAAUCGUCAGAGCACAGAAGCACGUGAUAAACUGCUGCAGCUAAUAGAUCAGCAGAAAUUAGCUGCUGCUGAUACAGUCUCUCCAGUUCUGCCCUCAUCCCGAAAUUAUACUGAAAAUGCAAGGAGGACAAUUGAAGUGUCUGUUCCUGUGGCAGCUUCUGUGGACAGCUCCAAAGAAGAUAGUGUUUCCCCUGGCAGUGUGACCAGUAUGAGAAGGUCUGUAGGAGGUUCUAGCAAACCUUCUUCACCCCUAAGUACCACAUCAGAAAGGGUGACAUUAAAUCCUGUCAGUCAGAGGCCAAAGGCAGAAAAGCAAAAAGAAGAAGGCUGGUUUGCAUUGUCGAUGCAUAUUAUGUAAAGGAAGCUGUGCUCAACUACUAUUAAUUUAUUUAUUUUAAAAACUUUCUUACAAAUCACAUUUAUAUCACUGUAGUCUCCCACUCCAAAUGUAGACUUUAACUCUGAAGUGCUUUCCUGUGAAUUUAAAAAGGUCAAUAAUGCUUACUGUAUUUGUGCCAUACAGAAUACCGUAGGAAGUCCUGGGGAUGAGUUUCCAGAACAGACACACUGCUGUAACUCCUUUUUACUGAAUAAGUCUUCCAUAAAUGUGUGUAACUGGGGCUGGUGUAGCACUGACCUGUUACUGUAUUUGUGGGUUGUAUUACAUGUACAGGUUGUAUUACCUACGCUAAAGAAAAAUGAUGCAAGAAAAUGUUUGAGAAACUUGAAAUUUCUGGAGCAUAUAUUUUUACAAGAUAAGGGAUUGAAAAAAAUGGGAAACUGAGAUGAGGGACUGCACAUAUAUGUUCAAAAGCAGCAUAUGGAUCAGGAAGCCAGUCUGUUCCUGCUGGAUGAGAAUUUGCUUUGGUAAUUACUUGCUCCUUCUGUGCUCUAUAGUUGCCCCCCAAAAUGGUGUAUUCUGUGCAGUUAGCAUAUCAAGGAUUGCUUCUGAACUUGAGGAUUGCUUUUUUAAAAAAAUUAAGUAUUUUUUUAUAACAAGCAUAACUUGACUAGAGGAAGUUGAAUUAAGAGUUUCUAUUUAUAACAUACUGAAGUUUCAUCUCUGAUACAACAGAAAACUGAUGUGAGUACAAUUGUAUUAAGGUAUUCUGGUGUGUGUGUGCAUACAUAUAUGUUGUUUGUAUGUUGUUUUCAUUUGACUUUUUAAAAUGGCCAUCAUUUUAGUAUUAAUGUUAACCAAUAAAAUCUAGGAUUAUCACAA
Phasianus colchicus (ring-necked pheasant) is the source of this 5979-nucleotide messenger RNA. NCBI's taxonomy places the organism in Eukaryota, Metazoa, Chordata, Aves, Galliformes, Phasianidae. The record is from RefSeq and is a predicted model, not a curated record.